This is a messenger RNA of Homo sapiens (human), 4739 nucleotides long. RefSeq names its product zinc finger CCHC-type containing 8 (gene ZCCHC8). The transcript is spliced from 13 exons. Gene Ontology annotation, cellular component: nucleoplasm; nucleus. Gene Ontology annotation, molecular function: nucleic acid binding; zinc ion binding. The record is from RefSeq and is marked reviewed. Bases 1016 to 2842 code for a protein of 608 amino acids. NCBI's taxonomy places the organism in Eukaryota, Metazoa, Chordata, Mammalia, Primates, Hominidae.
AGAGCUCUAGAGAGUGGUGCCGCCUUCCAACCUUCUUCCCCAAGCCCUGGUGGCCGGCUCCGCCUCUUCUCGAAUCUUUUCCACAGCCCAAAAUGGCCGCAGAGGUGUAUUUUGGCGAUCUAGAGCUCUUCGAGCCGUUCGACCACCCAGAGGAGUCGAUUCCGAAGCCCGUUCACACUCGCUUCAAGGACGACGACGGCGACGAGGAGGACGAAAAUGGGGUCGGCGACGCGGAGCUACGGGAGCGGCUUCGGCAGUGCGAGGAGACCAUCGAGCAGCUCCGCGCCGAGAAUAUCCUUUCCUCUCGCUGGGCCCUGUCACCCGGGUGUGGGGCCGGGGCAGCGCCAGGCGUGGGGCCGGGGCAGCGCCGGGCGAGGGCGAGGGCGCGGGCGGAAGUUCCAGGAGGGCCAGAAUUCCAAGUGCUUUCUGUCACCCGCCGGCGGACCGAGAGUCUAGGGUUCGGGGCGCGCAGGCUGCCUCGGCGCAGACCUCUUCCCCUCAGGGAGGCCGUCUCCUGACCAGACCCACUCCUGCCUCCCACCCGGGUGCCGUGUUUAGGGUUAUUUUAGGCUGCUCACCUGACAGAUUGUACACAAGCCCUUAAUUGCCCCCCUCUGUUUGAGGUCGUGGUGAGGUUUCAUAUUUCGCAGCCACGCUCAAAUUGUGCCGUCAUGUUACAGUUGUAGGUGAUGAAAUACCGGCUGCUUAGACGCGGGAUCGGUUUUUAUACCGGGGCAAACGCUAGUGGUCCCAGAAUGCAGAGUUGGGGGCCUCAAGGAAUCCGGGUGUGCUGAGAUAAUUGGUUAAUUGCUUGAUUAAAAUUGGGGAUUAAUUUUAGAGUUCUUCCACUCGGAGCUCGCUUCUGUGCUGAAGAUGCUUUGCAACGCCUUGAGGAAAACGCGCCAAAGAAGUUUCUGUUAGACUUGAGUUACAAGAUUGCAGAUUUUUCUUGAUUUGCUAUGGAAUAUUGGUGAACGAUACUAAGUUAGAUGGACCUAUAUUACAGAUUCUAUUCAUGAACAAUGCUAUUUCAAAGCAAUAUCAUCAAGAAAUAGAGGAAUUUGUAUCAAAUUUAGUAAAAAGAUUUGAGGAACAGCAGAAAAAUGAUGUGGAAAAGACUUCCUUUAAUCUUUUGCCCCAGCCAUCCAGUAUUGUGCUAGAGGAGGACCACAAAGUGGAAGAGUCCUGUGCCAUUAAAAACAACAAGGAAGCUUUCAGUGUUGUAGGAAGUGUCCUGUAUUUUACUAAUUUUUGCCUUGAUAAAUUGGGGCAACCGCUUCUAAAUGAAAACCCUCAGCUUUCCGAAGGAUGGGAAAUACCCAAGUACCAUCAAGUCUUCAGCCACAUUGUUUCUCUAGAAGGGCAAGAAAUACAAGUAAAGGCAAAAAGGCCAAAGCCUCACUGUUUCAAUUGUGGUUCUGAAGAACACCAAAUGAAAGAUUGCCCAAUGCCUCGGAAUGCUGCUCGAAUAAGUGAAAAGAGAAAAGAGUAUAUGGAUGCCUGUGGAGAAGCAAACAAUCAGAAUUUCCAGCAGCGAUACCACGCAGAAGAAGUAGAAGAAAGAUUUGGAAGAUUCAAGCCAGGAGUUAUUAGUGAGGAACUUCAAGAUGCACUAGGUGUGACAGACAAGAGUCUUCCACCUUUUAUCUAUCGGAUGCGCCAGCUAGGGUACCCACCAGGGUGGCUCAAAGAGGCUGAAUUGGAGAAUUCGGGGCUUGCACUCUAUGAUGGAAAAGAUGGCACUGAUGGGGAAACAGAAGUUGGAGAAAUACAACAGAAUAAAAGUGUCACUUACGAUCUCUCAAAAUUGGUCAACUAUCCUGGUUUUAAUAUAUCUACUCCCAGAGGAAUUCCAGACGAAUGGAGGAUCUUUGGUUCCAUACCAAUGCAGGCAUGUCAGCAGAAGGAUGUGUUUGCCAAUUACCUUACUUCUAACUUCCAAGCGCCAGGUGUGAAGUCUGGCAACAAGAGGUCUUCAUCUCACUCUAGCCCAGGUAGUCCAAAGAAGCAGAAGAAUGAAAGCAACUCAGCGGGAUCUCCCGCCGACAUGGAGCUCGAUUCAGAUAUGGAGGUACCACAUGGUUCUCAGAGCAGCGAAAGUUUUCAGUUUCAACCACCAUUACCUCCUGACACUCCUCCACUCCCCCGGGGAACUCCUCCACCCGUCUUCACCCCUCCACUCCCAAAGGGCACCCCGCCGCUGACUCCCAGUGACUCACCCCAGACCAGAACAGCAUCUGGAGCUGUGGAUGAGGACGCACUGACUCUAGAAGAACUUGAAGAACAGCAGAGGCGGAUCUGGGCAGCUCUUGAGCAGGCCGAGAGCGUAAACAGCGACUCCGACGUUCCUGUGGACACACCUUUAACUGGCAAUUCCGUUGCCUCAUCACCUUGUCCAAAUGAGCUAGACCUCCCUGUCCCGGAGGGAAAAACAUCUGAAAAGCAGACGCUGGAUGAGCCUGAGGUACCAGAGAUUUUUACAAAGAAAUCAGAAGCUGGACAUGCCUCCAGUCCAGACUCUGAGGUGACAUCACUUUGUCAGAAGGAAAAAGCAGAGUUGGCUCCGGUAAACACUGAAGGUGCCCUUCUUGAUAAUGGCAGUGUCGUACCAAACUGUGACAUCAGCAAUGGGGGCAGCCAGAAGCUCUUUCCUGCAGACACCAGUCCUUCAACGGCCACUAAAAUUCAUAGCCCUAUACCUGACAUGAGCAAAUUUGCAACUGGAAUCACGCCAUUUGAAUUUGAGAAUAUGGCAGAAUCUACUGGAAUGUACCUCAGGAUAAGAAGCUUGUUAAAGAACUCACCCCGAAACCAGCAGAAAAACAAAAAGGCCUCUGAAUAAUGGCUUGACUUAGCACUGAGAGCUAUUUAAUAACUUUGUUCCGUUAAUUAGUACUAAUUAAGUGGAUAGAUAGAAUGGUUUUCCUGUUUGUCCCUCCCAUGUUUAAAAAUCUAUCCAAGGUUCAUGUUCCAAAGUCAAGCCUAUUUUAAAGAAAGACUGAGCUCACUAGUUCAGUAUAUUUUAUUCUCACUGACAAAACUUGGGGGGAGAUGUGAAUAUGACCUGGUUUAGAGAGGGUUUGUUAAGGUUUAUACUAUUUUUGGAUUGUGACUAUCCGUCGAGAGUGAUGGUUUUUAUCUGUCUUUUGUACAUUGUUUUCCCUUUCUACAUUUUGCUAAUUAUCCUGUAUAUAAGUUUAAUAUAUCACUUUUUAAAAGAAAAAAUUCUACCAUUUUAAAUUCAUGUUUCAACUCCUACAACCAAAUGAGAAAAAUCAGGGAUGAGCAGCUUUAUCCCAUUUGGGGUAUUUUUGUAAGUGAUUUACAUGUGUCAAUUUUAGUAAUACUUUUACUUUUUUGUAACUUCAUCCUUCAUAUAUGCUUGCUAUACAGGUAUGUUCAUCUUUGUGUACAGAGGUUUAAUAAAUUAGUUUUCAUAUACAUAAUCUAAGACUUUGAAUACAAAAAAGUGAUUCACAGGUAAAAUCAGUGUAUAUAACCUUUUUUUUUUUUGAGACAAGGGUUUCACUCUUGUUGCCCAGGCUGGAGUGCAAUGGCACAAUCUCGGCUCACCGCAACCUCCGCCUCCCGAGUUUAAGCGAUUCUCCUGCCUCAGCCUCCGGAGUAGCUGGGAUUACAGGCAUGUGCCACCACGCCCAGCUAACUUCGUAUUUUUAGUAGAGAUGGGGUUUCUCCACGUCGGGUCAGGCUGGUCUUGACCUCCUGACUUCAGGUGAUCUGCCCGCCCAGCCUCCCAAAGUGCUGGGAUUACAGGCGUAAGCCACCUCACCUGGCCGGUGCAUAUAACUUUUAAGUUUAAAAGUAAAUUGUUGGCCAGGCGUGGUGGCUCAUGCUUAUAAUCCUAGCACUUUGGGAGGCCAAGGAGGAAGGAUCACCUGAGGUCAGGAGUUCGAGACCAGCCUGGCCAACAUGGCAAAACCCCAUCUCUACAUAAAUACAAAAAUUAGCCAGGUGUGGUGGUACAUGCCUGUAAUCCCAGCUACUCGGGAGGCUGAGGCAGGAGAAUCACUUGAACCUGGGAGUGGGAGGUUGCAGUGAGCCGAGGUCGCGCCAUUGCACUCCAGCCUGGGCAACAAGAGCAAAACUCCAUCUCAAAAAAAAAAAAAAAAAAAGGUAAAUUGUAAAAAUCAGUGGUAGCAAAACAAAAAUAAUGAUAGGAAUUGCAAGUUUGGGUGUUUUCAGUGGAUUUCAGCCUUAAAUAUAGAAACAGCAGAAUUUUUGAAAAGUAAUUAUUUUGAAAAAUGAAUGGCAUGCAGCUAGCCUUUGUAUAAAAAUAAUUUUCUAGAUUUGAACCCUAAUAGUUAAAAAUUAAAAAUUAAACAUAAACAUACUGCUUUUAAUUGUCAGGUAUAUAUAUAAGAUAGAGCUGAAACUGUGGUUUAGGUCUUUCUGUGGAAUGCCAUUACAUCUUUAUAUUAGUCAAGUCCAUGAAAAUAAAUGUUUAGAUCGUCUUGAAUUGUUAGUCUCAGGCAGUGUUAUCCUGCUCUCAGGCCAACAGGGGGAGCAAAAUAGAAACAUUCCAGAUAUAGCUUUCAUUUUUGAGAACUUGAGUAAUCAGAAUUUACUGUUCUGUAAAGAAUAAAGGAAAGGAAAAUUAUAAAGAGAGAAAUUUCUUUUUAAAGCCCUCACAGAAUGUGCUAGAAAUAGAAUAAAAUUUAAAAUACUUUUGGCUUCUUUUCCUCAGCUUAAGUUCAAAAUAAAAGCAAUCCUUUACAGUU